AUGAAAUAGAAUGACAAGGAAUAGCUAUAAGGAAAUCACUAAGAAUUCAAAAAAUUUAGUUAUUGUGCCUGUUUUUGGGAAUACUUUAAAAAUUUUAUUGGUUUUUUGUUGAAAAUGAUCAUAUAUUAUGGAAGUAUUGUUGCAGAUAUUUACUUGUGUAUACAGUAUUGGAAUCAAGGCAAGCACUUCUUUGGUGUCUUAACUGGGUUUAUGAUUAUUUGCCAUAUCUACAAAACUUAUGAAAUAUAUGUUAAUGAGCAUAGACUCUAUGGUUUAAAGGCUUUCUUUGAAUUUUUAGGAUUUGGAUAGCUACUAAGAUAUUGGUUUUAGCCAUGGUAUAUGGUUGAUGCUAUGCAGAUUUAAACAUAUUAGGGAAUAAUGGAGGCUGCUCCAAGUUUUAUGAUAAAUAUUCUAUCUAUAUUUUAUGAAAAUAAGCCAUUAGUAUGGAAUGUUAGUAAUGACACUUACUAAUAAGCUCAAGUUAUAUCUUUCUCUUUGAGCAUAGUGUGCUUAUUUUAUUCUAAUUACUGCUACUUUUAUAUAAGAUAUGAAGAUUUCAAAUAAGCAGGCUAAAAAAUGAAAGCCUUGUUUGCCGUUUUUAAUUUUGGAGAAUAUACAGCUAGAGUAUGUUCUUGGGGUCUUGCUGCAUAUUAUGGAGGUUAGAUUUUUGUUUGGACUAUAAUAGGAGUUGAUUUAUUAUUUGCAAUAAUUGCCUCUUGUUUUAAGUUAUCUGAUCAUAAAUUAGUACCUUUUUACGAUUAUGUGUUUUGCUUUCGAAUGUAUGAUUGCUACUUGUUUUAUGGUAACUAAUUUGAUAGCAGAAAUUAUGUAAAUUUAAAGGAGUUUGAAAGAUUCGGAGUUUAGCUUGCUGUUAUCAUCUUUGUCAUAUAUUAGUUAAGCACAAAUAACAACGAACCCGUUUUUUUUUAUGCUAUGCUUUAUGUCUGUGUCAUAGGGUUUAUAAUAAACUUUAUUUACAACGUAAAUAGAUUGCUUUACAAAAAAGAUGAUGAGAGUGAAAUCAUCAAAACAUAUAAAAGAAUGAUUGAGAAUUUAGAAUAAGAUAAAGUAGAGUUAAAUCUUAAAAUAAGGCAUAUUGUUCCAUAGCAGUAGAAAGAUGAAGAAAACAAGGCAACUCUUUUAAAAUUAGAUGAAGAAAAUACACAGAUGAAAGAAAAUUUAAACACUCAGAUUUAAGAACUCUAAUAGCAGAUGCAAUAAUUAGAUGAAAAAUUAAAAUAAGAAGAGAGUGCUAAAAAAGAAAUAGAAUAGCAUAAUGCUAAGCUUUUAUAAAUAAAGUUGUAAUUAGAGGAAGAUAUUAAGAGUCAAAAUAAAAAGAUAGAAGAGCUAACAAAGAGCCUAUAAAAUGAACAAAAAACAUCAGAAAACUUGAGAGGAGACAAAGCAAUAUUUUAACAGCAUUUGGCUGAGGAAAGGAAACAAAACGAUGAACUUAAAAGAAUAAAUUUCUAUUUGCAAAACGAGUAGGAAAUUCCUCCGUUUUAUGCAGAAAAUAUGCAAAAACAGCUCGAUUAAAUAAAAAAAUAAAAUAGAGAAGCAGAAGAAAGAUGGAAAUAACUAGAGUAAAUGUAUUAAAAAAGAGAAAAUGAGUUGAAAGAACAACUUUAUAAGCAAGCAAACCAUGAUAUUGAAAUUAAUAGUUAUUCUAGUGCUACACAUUCUUUCAAAAAGUAAAACGAAGCUAUAGCAUAAAAAUUAAGAGAAAAAGAAGCUUAACUUGUAGUGUGUUAAAACGAAAUAAAAGAACUGAGAGAUGAAGUGAAAAAGUUAAAAUAAAUAAACCAAAAUUUAAAUGACAAACUUCAAAUAGAAGAGAAAUUGACUAAUUAGCAAGAAAUUGAAAUGAAACUACUCAAAGAGUACAAUCCAGAAGAAUACUCCCAGAAUUAACACUAAAAUCUAAGUUUAACCUAUUUAGCAACAGGUUCUGUUACCAUAAACAAAUUUGAAGACUACAAACUUUGUCAAAGAGAUACAAACAGAAUAGUCUUUAAUAAUUUUAUAAACAUGAAUUUAAUUGAAAAAAUAAAUCAAACUGUAAAGUUUCCUUACUACUUUUAGUUCAACUUUUCUAAAAAAUCAAGUUUAUUCAACACAGGAUAAAAUUAUUAAAAUGAAUUAUUUAUAUUUAGCACUUUAGCUACAAAAAAUUACCCUCAAGCACUAAAGGUGAUGUCUAUUUUAGCAUCUAAUUGGGUGAAUGUUACAUCAGAAUCUUUCCAAAGUAUUUUUAAAAUCAUAAAAAACUGCACUUCAUUAAAGGUUUUAGAGCUUAAUCUUGAAAACUGGGAAACUACAUCUGAAGAAGUUAAAGUAAAUGGAUUUUGUUCAAUAUUUACAUAAAUAGUAGCUUGUGAGUAUUUACUAGUACUUCAUUUAAAUCUUUCAGGCCUAGGAAAUUUAAAUCAAGACAUUUGGGAUUCUUUGAGUUAGUGUUUAUCAGUUCAUAGAAGAUUAGGUGAAUUAUCCUUAGAUUUAUCUAAGAGAGGUUCAUAGCAAAAUGGUAUUCGUCCUCAGGAGUUUGAUUCUUUAUGCUCUUCGAUUUCAAAGUUGAUUCAGUUAGAGAACUUAUCUUUCAAUUUUUCAGAGUGGAGAGACAAUCAAUUAAAUGUUAAUAAUGUUAAAAACUUUGGUUAAAUGUUAAAGUAGUUACCAAGGCUAAGAUAUUUUAGGCUUAAUUUAAAAUACUAUUCAAACUACAACAUCGAAGAGAAUUUUUUUAAUGAUUUAAUUGGUGACCUAAUAAAAUAAAAAAAUAAUAAAUUAUAAAACUUUAGUUUAACUUUAGAUGGUUUCAAUGAAUAUAAGUCAGAGUUAAAUGAUGGGCUUUUAUAAAGUUUGCUCAAACUAUUUUAGGAGAGAAACAGCAAAAUAAAUCAAAUAAUAAUUUCAGCAGAUUACAUCAAAAACUGUAGUCCUAACAUCAUAUCAUUUCUCAGAAGAGAAUUAAACAUACUGUGUUAAUACUUAAGCAUAAAUUAUUAAAUAUAUUGA
Tetrahymena thermophila SB210 is the source of this 3015-nucleotide messenger RNA. Its product is annotated as transmembrane protein, putative. The transcript has 13 exons. The record is from RefSeq and is a predicted model, not a curated record. NCBI's taxonomy places the organism in Eukaryota, Ciliophora, Oligohymenophorea, Hymenostomatida, Tetrahymenidae.